AUGCAGUCAUUGAACAUCGAUCUUUGUCACUGUGAGCUAGAGGAUGCCUCAGCGCUGGAGUACCUGCCCACAGUGACUAUGCUGGACAUCAGUCAUAACAGACUGCGGCUUCUUCCUCGCCUGUCCCCCACUGCCACCUACUCGCUCUCCAUACUCAUUGCAAAUAAUAACCUGAUUUCUCACAUAAGUGGCUUACACGACAUGAGCAACAUAGAGGAGCUCGACCUUCGGGACAACGUGCUCUGCAUGAACGACGUGUUGUCUCCCAUCGGUGCCUUACCACACUUACGGAUCCUCCAGAUUUCAGGAAACCCUCUUGCCUGGGACAUCAACUACAGGAUUCACACCAUCAGGCUAAUGAAUCCUGCCACUGCAAUCACAAGUGCCAAAUGGUGCCAGGCCCAUUUCUCCUCUGACUUUCCAUCGCCCACGCCAGAGUUUAAGAUGACGGAGCACGGUGCCGAGGGAAUGUCACCUUGGAAGAUUUUAGCAUCUGGGCCAAACAGGGAGGAAGCCCUGAAAUUCUAG
Penaeus monodon (black tiger shrimp) is the source of this 528-nucleotide messenger RNA. Its product is annotated as geranylgeranyl transferase type-2 subunit alpha-like. The record is from RefSeq and is a predicted model, not a curated record. The transcript has 4 exons. Lineage: Eukaryota; Metazoa; Arthropoda; Malacostraca; Decapoda; Penaeidae. Bases 1 to 528 code for a protein of 175 amino acids.